GCCCUUUUCAGGGGAGUUAACUGUUCUAAGAACGAUAACUGUUGUCUAGCAGUGACAUCAACGUUUCGAUCUUUGAGCUCCACAAGGGUGCACAAGAUCGUAUAAAUGUCGAAAACAUAGAAUCAUAACAGAGGGAGUGUUCAUUGAAGUCUAGUAACACGUGACAGCAAUGGGCUUUAUUCGCUCUACUUGCCAUUAAAUAUAUUUUUUGUGUGUUCCAAACUCGGCCGUAUAAAAACAGGUCAUAAACAAGUGAAGGCGAGACUCCAAGACAGGUGUGCCGGAUGUUUUACAGUGGCUCAACAUCUGUCUACCUGUAGGUAACUACUGGACGCUGCUUACCUGACCCUGACUGUACGUUAAUUCCCAUUGUCCAGAACUUUAGAUUUCAGAGCUCACAGCGUCAAAGACUUCCUCGACUGAAAUUGAAAGUGAAAUAUUUUUUCAAAGUUACAUUUCGCGGCAUCAAAAUCUGGUUGACUCCAAUAGGCCUGCAACAUUAUUAACAAGUUUACUAAUUACCGAACACGUCCCUAACCUUCCCACAUAAUGCGUGCUUUAACGGCCACUCUGCUGUCAUGUGCUGUCCUGAAUGCUGUCAUCUUUGCUGUCAUGAGCCAUAUCGUGACAGAAACCAGAGCUUCAUAUGACUACAUUGUUGUGGGGGCGGGCUCGGCUGGGUCAGUGGUGGCCAGCCGUCUCUCAGAGGAUCGUGACGUCACGGUGCUAUUAAUAGAACAAGGGGCAGACUAUCGUAACUACACUGACAUCAACGUCCCUGGUCUGACCCAUAAAGUGUGGACACUGCCGAACAUCCUGAAGACCUAUAGCUCAGAACCAAGGGGAGAGAAAUACAAAAGUUUAAAGAAUGGCACGCUCAAGUUCAAGGCCGCGACGGCCCUAGGGGGCACCAGCCUCAUCUACGGCCUGGGUUACUUCCGGGGGGACCGGCAGGACUAUGAAAGAUGGUACCGACACACUGGUGACGUAGGCUGGCGGUACAGUCACGUGAUGCCCUACUUCCGGAAGAUCGAGCAGGUGAUGAACCCCGAAUUAGUGGGUUCCGUGUAUCGCGGCACUACCGGACAGAUACCGGUAACCCGGACAAAUUCUUUGUACCCCCUGACGGACAAACUGAUUCAGGCGGCUAUUGAAUCAGGGUAUCAGUUCAACGAGGACUUCAAUGGGGAGAAACUCGAAGGCGUGUCUAGAACUCAAUGUAAUAUUAAAGAAGGGGAGAGAUGGGGCUCGGCUAGGGUUUAUCUGUACCCUGCCUUAACUCGGCCUAACUUAGACGUGUUGCUGAACGCACGGGCUGAGAAGAUUCUCUUCCACGCAGGUCAAGUUGUUGGCGUCCACGUUGUCAGUGGUAGAACUCUUCAGGUUAACGUCACAAAGGAGGUGGUUGUGUCUGCGGGGGUGUUUGGCUCGCCUAAGCUUCUUCUGCUGUCUGGGGUGGGGCCGAGGAAGCACUUGGAGGAGAUGAAAAUACCUGUGGUGUCUGAUUUACCUGUGGGGGAGAAUCUGCAGGAUCAUGUUUUGUUUGAUCUGGCGGUGGCUGUCAAUGAGACGUUGGUGCCACCAAAAGUGUUGAGCCUGCCGUGGGUGGGGGAGAUGUACAGGGUUCUAAAGCAAGGACCCCUGGCUGUAUCGGACGCGGGGGUACAUCUUCACGUCAGUACGGGGGGUGAGGACUGGCCGGAUGUGAAGGUCGCCUUUCGUUUUUCUGUGGCUACUACGGCAGCAAUGCUGAAUGACUACGACCCGCAGACCGUGACUGACCUCGCCAGACGUGACAACGUCACCAACGGCUUCACCAUGUUGCUCAUGGCAACCAGACCUUCCAGUUCCAGCCUGCUCCGGCUCCGGAGCGACCAGCCGGACGAUGACGUCAUCGUCCACCUCAACUACCACGACAAACCGGAAGAUGCGCAGACGCUGGUGCGCGCUGUCCGGGUGUGCCAGAAACUCCUCCACACCCCCGCCAUGGCGGAGAUUGGCGCCACGCUGGUGGAUACCACGCGAUUGACGGUGUGUAAAGAACACGAGUACGACUCGGAUAACUACUGGGCAUGCGCGGUCAAAGCGAGGCCGUUGAGCUACUACCACCAGGUGGGCACGUGCAAGAUGGGGCCCGGGGGUGACCCCACCAGCGUGGUGGACAGCCAGCUGAGGGUGAGGGGUGUCCGGGGCGUGAGGGUGGCCGACGCCUCUGUGAUGCCCUUCAUCACCACAGCUAACACGUACGCCGCCACCGUCAUGAUUGGGGAGAAGGUGGUCGACUUGAUCAAAGGGAAGUCACUGCCGCCGUUUACAGAAGGCAACAACGGCAUGAGUUGCUUCAGGUUGAAUAUGAGCUUGUGUUUGAUGUGUGCCAUGUGUUUGAUGGUAGGUGUAGUAUUUUAAAUAAAACAAACGUAGAUGUGUACAAAACAAUGUAAAAAAAUAGUAAUCAAGUAUUUUUUUUAUUUUUUUAUUGAAGUUAAAUGAGAACGAUCUUUAUUUUGAUACCCCCCCCCCCUCAACUCAAUGUAUAUUACCGCAAAAUGUAGACCCCCACCCCGAGGAACAUCCCCACAAAACACCUCUCCCCAACCUUUCCCCCACCGCUCUCCCGUGUGUGACGUCAUGGAUGCUUUUUCCCCCGAUGACUUGACCUCUAAGACCGACCAACUCGACAUCAACAUAUUUUUCAACGAAACAUAUUUACGUGAUUUUUUUUUCUGAAUACAAAUUUUUCUCUUUACUAAAA
Molecule: messenger RNA, 2752 nt
Organism: Physella acuta
Lineage: Eukaryota; Metazoa; Mollusca; Gastropoda; Physidae
Product: alcohol dehydrogenase [acceptor]-like
Molecular function (GO): oxidoreductase activity, acting on CH-OH group of donors; flavin adenine dinucleotide binding
Source: RefSeq, a predicted model, not a curated record